AAUAAAGUUUGAGAAGAAUUGAAGUAGAAAUUAAAUGUAGACAUUAGCUAAUAAAUGAUUGAUUGAAUAGAAGUGGAGAUAUUGAUAUUAUAAAUUUGAUGCAUUCUAUAUAAAUUUUGUAUAUGUUGAUUAAGAAUAAAUAAACGAUAAUAAAUUUGUUUUUAUGGAUUGUUAGAUGAUAACAUCAUUAAAACAUAAAAUAUUUGGAAGAAAUGAUUUAAUUAAAUAAAUUAUGAUAUUUUUGAGCUUAUCAGUCUUGAUAGUAUUAUCAAAAGCAUCAACUAGUGCAAUAGUAUCAAUUCCUUAAGAUAUAUGUAUUUGUGAGAAUAUUGUUUCUUAAUUGGAUUGUACUUUAGCAAAUAGAUGUUGGUGGGAUUUCAAAACAUCAGUUUGUCAAUAGUAAACAUGUGGAACAAUUUCAGAUUAAUAUAGUUGUGCAAUAGAUUCUUAAUGCUAUUGGAAUGGAACAUCAUGCACAGAUUUCUCACAAAGGGAUUGUUCAAAAAUUCCUAUAAAUCCAUCAGUAUUUAAGAGUUGUACAGAAGCCAACAUCUUUUGUUAUAACAAUAUUACUGUUCCAUCAUCGCCAAUAUGUUCUAAAAGACCAGGAUUAACUUAAAAUUGCUCUUUAUUAAAUGCUACUGAAUGUUAUACUAACAGUUUAGCUUGUAGAUGGCAAUCAAGUACUGGUGGAGGUGGAGCAUGUUAACCAAUUUCUUGCCCUAAUUUAAAAACUUAAGAUGAUUGUCUUUAUUAUGCUCUAGAUACUACCUAUACUAAGUUAUAAUUAUGUAUUUGGCAAAAUGAAAAUUGUAUACCAGCUAACACUUAGUAAGUUUCUUCAUAUUCAUAUAAUGAUUGUUUUCUAAAUACAUUAGGAACUUAUACAUUUAGUUCUAAUGAUGUGAAUGAUGAAGGAAAUUUUAUAGGAUAUUGUAAAAGCUGUUUUGAAUUUAUUUUAUCGAGUUUAAUGGUAUUAGGUGCCUUCAUCAUAUGAUUUAGAU
Molecule: messenger RNA, 1004 nt
Organism: Paramecium sonneborni
Lineage: Eukaryota; Ciliophora; Oligohymenophorea; Peniculida; Parameciidae
Source: the annotation of a GenBank genome assembly